CUCUCUCUUCCUCCCUCUCACAUUCUCCAACCCAAAGAGACCAGACAGAAGGACGUGGUCACUCUGAACGGUUCAACCCAAGAGACAAAAUGCAGUGGGCCUCCAUCCUGCUGCUGGCAGGGCUCUGCUCACUUUCCCAGGGCCAGUAUGAUGAAGACUCUCACUGGUGGAUCCAAUACCUCCGAAGCCAGCAGUCCACCUACUACGACCCCUAUGACCCUUACCCCUAUGAGCCUUCUGAGCCUUAUCCCUAUGGAGUGGAGGAAGGCCCAGCCUAUGCCUACGGCGCACCACCCCCACCGGAGCCCCGAGACUGCCCCCAAGAGUGCGACUGCCCCCCCAACUUCCCCACAGCCAUGUACUGUGACAACCGCAACCUCAAGUACCUGCCCUUUGUACCCUCCCGCAUGAAGUAUGUCUACUUUCAGAACAACCAGAUCUCUGCCAUCCAGGAAGGUGUCUUUGACAAUGCCACCGGGCUGCUCUGGAUCGCUCUACAUGGCAACCAGAUUACCAGUGACAAGGUCGGCAGGAGGGUCUUCUCCAAGCUGAGGCAGCUGGAGAGGCUAUACCUGGACCACAACAACCUGACCCGGAUGCCAGGCCCACUGCCUCGAUCCCUGAGAGAGCUCCACCUGGACCACAACCAGAUCUCACGGGUCCCCAACAAUGCUCUGGAGGGCCUGGAGAACCUCACGGCACUGUACCUCCACCACAAUGAAAUCCAGGAAGUGGGAAGUUCCAUGAGGGGCCUCCGGUCCCUCAUCUUACUAGACCUGAGUUACAACCACCUCCGAAGGGUGCCCGACGGUCUGCCCUCUGCCCUGGAGCAGCUGUACCUGGAACACAACAAUGUCUACACCGUCCCUGACAGCUACUUCCGGGGGUCACCCAAGCUGCUGUAUGUGCGGCUGUCUCACAACAGUCUCACCAACAACGGCCUUUCUACCAACACCUUCAACUCCAGCAGCAUUCUUGAGCUCGACUUGUCCUACAACCAGCUGCAGAAGAUCCCUCCCGUCAACACCAACCUGGAGAACCUUUACCUCCAAGGCAACAGGAUCAAUGAGUUCUCCAUCAGCAGCUUCUGCACGGUGGUGGACGUCAUGAACUUCUCCAAGCUGCAGGUGCUGCGCCUGGACGGGAACGAGAUCAAGCGGAGCGCCAUGCCGGUGGAUGCGCCUCUCUGCCUGCGCCUCGCCAGCCUCAUCGAGAUCUGAGGGGCCUCGCCCAGGCUCCGGGCUCCGGGCUCUGGGCUCCGGGCUUCAGGCACACGUCUUCUCGCCACCCCGCUGCAUUCGGCUUGAAGGUCUGGUUUGGCUUUUGCUGGACGGUCUGGGACAGGCAUGCGACAGAAGUCCACAUGAUCUGAUUUAAGUCUCCUUCCAAUAGGCAAAGUUAAGUGGGAUCAGGGUCCCAACCAACUUCCACAGAGAACAAAAGUGGCGGCAGAAGGAGUGGCCAUGGAGUCCAGUCCCCUUCCCCACAAAAUCUUACUAUCCCUCAACUUUCCCCUGACCUAGUCAGCCUUAGUAUUACGCUGCUUGGUCAGUAGCAUAUAGCCAUUUCCAGACAACCUGACUCUGGGCUGUGUGCAAAGCAUGGCCGGCUGGUUCUGCAAGUUGCUCUGGGCUCCUAGUCAUUGCUCUCAAAACAUACCUCUUGGCCAGCCUCCUCCUCCUCGGCCCAACUCAUCCACUCUUCCUUCUUUUGCUGAGGUCUCUUCUAUGCCUUAGACAGUCGGGAGACACCCCACCCCCACCCCAAGGCCAGUGGUUAGCUGUUCCGCAGCCUGUGGAGAGGGGCCACACUAUUGUCUGAGGUUAAAGAAUGUCUAAAAUCACCGCUACACCUCCCUAACCUCACCUGGUUAAAGCCACCAAAUCAGAGGUCAUCAGCAUAAUGACGAUAGUCAGGGCUUGGUACCAGAAGGCAUAACUAGCUCUGUGAUGGAGGAUCGGAUUUCAGAGGAGGGAGGGUUUGAGUGGCUGUGAUCAGUAUCCAUAAUGGAGUGGGGAAAGGUCACCCCUCAGACUAGAAGGACAGAAGGGGCAGCCUCCCUCUCUGGUUUUAUCUGACCCAAAAUGAUCUGUGCUCCUUCUUGGGCUUUUUGUCUUGAAGGGGCAGCAGUGUGGUUUUGAAAAUAUGAGAAAUCCUCCACCCAUCCUUUGAUCCAAGGAGGAAGGCUUGGUACACAGAUGGCAGAGGCAGACUCCACCAGCCCUAGACCCUCCCGCUAACCCAAACUAGGGGUUGAUCUCAGUACCUGGUUUGUCCCUCAGGCAAGAGUUUAAGGUACCAGCUCUGCUGCAAACGCUCACUGGGGUGUGGGAAGCCCAAGCCAGACAGCCAAGCCUUCUCCUCACUAGGCAUAGCUUCCUUUGCUUUCACUUGAUGGAGCCACACCUCAUGUCGGAAGGUGCCUGUGAUGUGUAGCUUGUCUGAGAGUAAUCCUGUCUUCUCUUUUCUAAAAAUGGUGUUGCCUGGGUUCAGCCCACAGGCUCAUCUGCCCCCCCUCCCCCGCCAUACACACACGGGGAUGGAGCCAUCUGGGAAGCCAGCAGCAAGGACCAUUUGAGGGGUGUUAGCCCGAGUAGGGUCCCUGCCCAGAUGCCUUAGACCCCUGACUCUGGGUGCACUUGGAAGCAAGCUUUUCUGAAAAGGGCAGAGGAGGGGGAUUGCUUAGAUUGUGUCCUGGGCUCCAGAACCUGAAAUCCACAAAAGCCAAACCAGCUCGUUUCAACCAGGAAGUGCCGCUUGCGGGGCAGGGCUGACCUGCCCAGGGCUCUUGGGAAGCACCUGCAUGCCAACACCAUCAUGUUCUAUAGAGGGUCCUCAGCAUGGACAAGCAUGAGUGGUGGCUAGCCUGACCAAUAAAGUUAUUUUAUAAGUGCAUCUGCAAGGGUGGAGUCAUUGGUCG
Molecule: messenger RNA, 2920 nt
Organism: Psammomys obesus (fat sand rat)
Lineage: Eukaryota; Metazoa; Chordata; Mammalia; Rodentia; Muridae
Gene: Fmod
Product: fibromodulin
Exons: 3
Coding region: 90-1220 (376 amino acids)
Molecular function (GO): protein binding
Source: RefSeq, a predicted model, not a curated record